UAGUAAAGUUUGAAAAUUCGCUUACUGGAAAAAUAAAAACAAAAGUGUUUCUUUUUUUCUUCUAUAUGAAAUAAAUUUUGUUGUUUGUGCAUUUGUAUAUCAAAUCCAUACCUUUGCUUCUUCACACAUACCGCCCACCCCUCUGUCUGUAUCUAAAUUAAAAUUCAACACAAAAAUUUAUUCUGUGUUUCUCUUCAUUUCUCCCGAUUCCUUCCUGAGUGUAGACAAUUUUUGCAAGGAAACUAAAACAAAAAUUGUUUACAAUGAAAAUAAUAUUCUGACCUAUUCCCUAAAAUACUCGCAUAGGAAGAAUUUAAAAAAAAAAAUCAAUCAAUUCCAGUUUAAAAAAGAAAAAAAGGGAAAAAUACAAAUCGCCACCGGUUUACGCGGUGCAGUGAAAAAUUAGUUUCUUUUUCUGUUUUCCACUGAAAAUCUGAUUCACAGGUAGAAAAAUAAAAAUACAAAAUUCUAUGUGAAAACACAAAAAGACCAUUAACCCGGUAAAAAUGUGAAGAAAAAUAAAAUUCCGAAGUGAUUCCCUAAAGAGAAAAGAAAAAUAAUAAAAAAUCUCAUAAAUUCUCAAUCGGAUCCCGAAAGAAUAAGAAAAAGAAUCUUGAAAUCUGAGUCAGUAAUAAAAAGGAUUACCUUCAUAAGACGUCGAGCCGAUCAGCUCCAAAGACAACCUCCAGAAUGACAGAAAGGAAGUUUACUCGUGGCCUAAACAAGCCAGGAAUGGCUGCCCAGCUUCGGGAGACCGUCUCACAAGUUGUCCGCGAAAGUGCUGUUUUGAUUUACACAUCGGUGAACGAUGGAAAUAGGAACAAACCUUCGGUUGUGGAACCAAUUGAUUUUGAAGGAUUUAUAGCCAAAAACAAAACAUUAAUUCAAAAUGAUCCACAUCGUGAGCUGUUAAUGUAUCCAAAUGAUGAUGUUUCGGAAGUUGUAUUGCCACGUAAAUUUCGCACAAUCUCGAGUACAAUACCAAAAUUUAGCGCACCACCAAAUACAACAAUUAUCACGCACAAUAACAACGUAUCAUCGCACAAUGGGAGCAUUUCCUCGCAGAAUGGAAACGCAAAUGGAAAUGCCAAUGGCAAUGGUAAUUUAUCAAGACAAAACUCACUCUCGUCCACACAAUCGUCCUCGCCGAAUGGUUCAUUGGGUUCAAUUACUUCACCGCUGUCGGCAACAUCCUCAUCAUCGUCCUCGUCGAGUUCGACAUUGAAAACAAGCACUGGAACAAUAAGUCAGAGACCAUCAUCACCAAUGGGUGGAGGGACGUUGCUCACUCGACAGUCACUGUAUACGUAUCAAACUAAUAAUCACUUGGUCCACUAUAAGUACAGCACUUAUGGUGGAACUUGUCAUGAUCUUCCCAAAAUCAUUCCCGCUGAACAACUAAAAGAAGAACUCUAUGAAAUCGAUGCGGAUCAAGAUCGCAUUGACGAACAAAUGACGAAGUCACAGGCUGAUUCCAUAACCAAACAAGGCUAUCUGCUGAAAGGCCCCGAUACAAGUUCCGAUAGAAUGUUUGCCAACAUUGGUUCAAAGUCAUUCAAAAGGAGAUAUUGCUAUCUGCGGCAGGAGGUCGAUGGAACCUACAUCUUGGAGCUCCACAAAGACGAAAGGCAGGGUGAAGCCAAAGCUACUAUUGUCAUGGAUUUCUGUACAGAAGUUGUACAGAAUCCUAAAAGAAGUCGUCUGUGCUUUGAACUACGCAUGACAGCUGGACACAAAUCCUUUACCCUCGCAGCUGAAAACGACGAAGAUUUCAAAGACUGGCUGAGUAAACUAUCUUCGGUCCUGCAACAAAAUAAAAUCCAAGAAGAUAAACGUGUGUCUAGUUUGGAGCGAGCUCCACCACCUAGUCCCAGUACCAUGAUGUUUGGCACCCUCAAAGGUCUCGAUCAGAGCAUGAAUCCUCAGUUGAUUAAAUACGGCCGUGAAACUGACAUAUCGAUUGCCCAGGCUAGGAGAGAAAAUAGACGAAGACUCUUUGCAUGUUACCAAUCGCCCAGCAAAGCCACCAUCUCAGACCAUGUUGACCAGUAUCGUGAGCAAUUUGGCCAACGGAUACUUGUGACUUGUAAGAGUUUGAAAUUUCGCCUACAAAAUCCAACGGAUGGAGAGAAGGAAUCUCUGUGUCAAGUUGAGCCAUACAUAACGAGUCUGGCUUUGUAUGAUGCCAAAGCCGGACGAAAACUGACUGAAACAUUUUAUUUUGAUAUAAACUCGGAAAAUGUUAGAGACAUGCUGCCAAGUCAAUGCUGUUCAUCCAGAACAGAGAUGAAUGGUGGUUCGAAGAGGUCUAUGAAUGGUGAGCUACCAGGAGAAUUAGCCAAAUUACCUGAGGAUUGGUUGACCUAUCCCAAGCAGGGAAUCCUUAGUGUAACAACACCGCAUCCUGAUGUUUUUCUGGUAGUGAAAAUCGAAAAGAUACUUCAGGGUGGUAUAAAUCAGUCCACAGAGCCAUAUCUAAAAGCUGCAAAAGAUCCCAAAGCUGGCCUGAAGCUGCACAAGUCGGUAAGGUCGUAUUCACAGAAAAUCGGUCACUAUCGCAUGCCUUUCGCAUGGGCUGCGAGACCUUUAUUCCGUCUGUAUAGCAGUGAACUGGAUACAACAAUAGAAUUCCCUGCAAUCUAUCGACAAGAUGCAAAUCGCUUGAAAGACGAAGAAUUGUUAAGACUUCUGGCCGAAUACCGAAAGCCGGAUAAAUUUAGUAAACUAACUGUGAUACCCGGAUGUAUUAAGAUCGAUAUUGAAGGAAUAUCGGAACUGCCAAAUAACUCCUUGACAACAACUCUGGCGCCAUUAAAGCCAUUUCCUAUGCCUCCAGUAGUUGAACCAACUUUGGAACUAUCAGAAUUCCAGAGCACCUCAGAACGUGAUAUAAAUCCCUAUACAACAUUUGUAAAUCACUUCUUUGUCUAUCCAAUUGGACUUUCAUUCGAUAGCCAGAAAGUGUUUUCAAGAGCUCGCAAUAUAACUGUAAUUAUUGAACUACGCGAAACGGAUGGAGAUGACUCGAAAGCACUCAAAUGCAUUUAUGGACGACCGGGACAAGAUUUGUUUGUUUCUCAAAUAGCCUGUCCGGUACUGCAUCACAGUACCACGCCGACAUGGUAUGAGGAGAUUAAAUUGCGCCUGCCAUUGCAUCUUACAAAUCAGCAUCAUUUACUCUUCUCAUUCCUUCACGUUUCCUGUAAUCUCUCAAAGAAACGCGAUACAAAUGCUUCAUUCGAAACGCCAGUAGGCUAUGCCUGGUUGCCGUUGCUCAAUAAGGGAAAAAUUAAUUUAGAAGAACAAAUAUUGCCAGUGGCUGCUACAUUGCCUGGUGGAUAUUUGUCCAUUCAGCCACUUGGUCUUGGCAAGGGGCAGAAUUGUGGUCCCGAAAUACAAUGGAUCGAUAACCAGCGUCCAUUGUUCACGGUUACAUUCCGCUUGGAUUCGACAGUCCUGACCGGCGACCAGCAUUUACACAAUUUCUUCGCUCAUGCCGAGAAGCUCCUGGAAAGUGGAAAAAUCUCCGCAAUCCCAGCUGAGUCUGAAACAUGUAAAAUACUCAAAGCAGCUCAUGCAAUUCACAUAACCUCACUUAUAACAUUCCUGCCAACGGUUCUCAAUGAACUUUUCACACUACUUGUGAACACAACCAGUGAGGAGAUUGGUCUCAAUGUCAUACGACUUCUGACCAAUAUCAUUCACAUGGUUAUCGAGGAAGCUGGACGAAAAGAACUCCUAGCUUCGUAUACAAAGUAUGUCUUCUAUGCACCAAAUUUCAGCCAGAAGGGACUGGGCAGCCAGACUAGAACAGUUCAUGGUGAAUUAUGUCGUCAUCUGCCGGCGAUUUUGCAUCCUACCAAUACCGAUUUUCUGAUAGUCAACAAAUUCAUGAAAUACUCGGGGAUUUUCUUUGAGAUUGUGAUCAAGAGCAUGGCUCAGCAUUUGCUCGACACUGGGCGAAUACGAAUGCAUCGAAAUGAGAGAUUCCCCAAAGAGUUUCCGGCCAGAAUUGAGUCGUUGAUUCAGGUGCUGGUGCCAUAUUUGAUAGCCCGCUAUAAGGAUCUGCCAAUCGAGACACAACAAUUGAACAAGUCGCUUUCGGUGUUUGUUAAGCGAUGUCUGACUUACAUGGAUCGAGGGUUUGUCUUUAAGUUGAUUCGAUUCUAUAUGGAGAGCUUUGCUCCGGGAGAUCCUCGAACUCUGCAGGAAUUCAAGUUCAACUUCCUGCAGGAGAUUUGCCAGCAUGAGCAUUUUGUACCACUGAACUUGCCAUUCCUCUUGAAUCCUAAGAACCGCCCACCAGAGAUGAUGCAUCAUUUCACGUUGUCCGAGGAUUUCUGCCGGCAGCACUUCCUUUCCGGCCUGAUGUUGCAGGAGGUGAAGGGCAGUUUGAAUGAAAUGGCCAAUGUGAGACGUCAUGCAUUGGGAAUCUUCAAGAAUCUCCUAGCGAAGCAUGAAUUAGAUGAUAGGUAUCAAAACAGAGGACAAUUGGGACGAAUCGCCCUGCUGUACGUCCCCUGGCUCGGCAUUGUUCUGGAGAAUCUGAAUAGAAUUCCUGAUCUCAUGGAAGAGGGAGCCCAGAAGCAACCAUUUGGAGGCGAGAGUGGUUCGUUCACUCAGCGAAUCUCAUCGAGCAGCAGUUAUGUGUUUUCCAAGGACCUGGGAGUGACGUCCUCCUCCAGCACACCCCGUGCCCGCAACAGAAUGACCCUCCACAUCGAGCAUCCAAACCCAAUGCGUGGUUCCAUGAACAUCAAGGACUCGAAUUAUCUGGCAGCCAUCGCUGGACAAAUCAUAACAAAUGGAAACUCAGAGACAUCGUUGAACUCUCUUAAUUCAGAAUCCGGUUCCAAUGACACAACCCACAUCCACAACGACAACGAAGUUGCCCUCCGGAAUGGACAUAACCGUUCGAUAAGUGUCACCCAACCGAUGACACGAAGUGACAAAUUCUCAGCAAUAGAAACUAAAGAUCUGCUCACAGCAUUUCUCUUUGUCAUAAAGCACCUGGCCCAGGAUCAGAUGAUUGGAUGGUGGCAGAAUUGCACUGAGUCAGAAAUUGUUUCAUUCCUCACCAUCCUUGAUCUGUGUCUAGUCCAUUUCCGCUAUGUGGGAAAGAAAAAUCUCAUUUUGAAUGAUGAUUUGGGUAAGAGCAGUCGCCUGGCCAAGGCCAGCACAUUACCAGCUCGAAUGGCGCCGCCAAAUAUGGAAAAUGGCAAUGCCCACGAAACGGGCACUCUAAAUCUCACCCAGAAUCGGGAGAAUCUAGUCGAAGAAACUGUACGUAGUCAGUUGGCAUUGUAUGAGUCGAAUUUUGCCACCGAAGUCGGUAUGAUCAUCCUCGAUUGCAUGGGACUCUAUUCGAUACAAUUUAGGGAUAAGUUGAACGAGAGUUGUGUGUUACCAAAGUUGGCGCGAGUUUAUUUGCGUUAUUUGCAGCUCGGUCAGUCCGAGAACCUUUCCAAACACGUGUUUGCUGCCCUUCGAGCGUUUAUAAAUAACUUCUCUCCAGCGCUUUUCAAGGGAAAUGCUCUUCUCUGUGGACAAAUGGUGUAUGAGCUGUUGAAGGCUUGCGACAGUAGAUUGGUGACGAUUCGGCAUGAAUCCUGUGCCGUGCUCUAUUUGCUGAUGCGAAGUAAUUUCGAGUUCAGCGGACGAAAGGGUCUAACGAGAGUUCACCUGCAGGUGAUAAUUUCUGUAUCUCAGAUGAUUGGCAAUGUGAUUGGACUGAACAAUGCCAGAUUCCAGGAGUCUCUGUCGUUGAUCAACAGCUAUGCGAAUAGUGAUAAGGCCAUGAAGGGAACCGGCUUCCCGGUUGAGGUGAAAGACUUAACACGACGCGUACGGACAGUUCUAAUGGCCACAGCCCAAAUGCAAGCUCAUCACAUGGAUCCAGAGCGUCUUCUGGAACUCCAACUAUCUCUAGCUAAUUCCUAUGCAUCCACUCCCGAACUCCGACACACUUGGCUUAUCACCAUGGCUCGGAAUCAUGAGCAAAAUGGAAACAUCUCUGAAGCAGCUUGCUGCCACUUGCACAUUGCUGCUCUUAUGUCAGAGUAUUUGAAGCUGAAGGGUUGUGGGACUAUGGAUUGGGGUGCUGCUGCCUUCACUGCCAUAUCAAGAAAUAUUCCCCGUGACGAGAAAGGUUUGAAAUUGGAUUCAGGAGCUCAGGAUUCUCAAUAUACCGAACAGAUGAUCUUAGAUCAGUUGAAAGAGUGUGCAGACUAUUUGGACAGAGCCGAACGAUUCGAAUGCUUAGGACCGUUGUAUAAAUUGAUUUUGCCAAUUUAUGAGAAACGACGUGACUAUGUGGCAUUAGCCCAUUCCUAUGAACAUCUUACACAGUCAUAUAAUAAGGUAGUUGAAGUGAAUCGUUCCGGGAAGAGAAUGCUCGGAAGAUUUUACAGAGUGGUUUUCUAUGGACAGAUUUACUUCGAAGAAGACCAUGCUGUUGAAUUUGUUUAUAAAGAACCUAAGCUGACUUCGCUAAGUGAGAUAUCUGAUAGACUAUACAAACAAUACAAGGAUAAGUUUGGAGCUGAAGUUGUCAAAAUGAUUAUGGAUUCAUCACCGGUUGAUGUCAAUGGAUUGGAUACAAAACUUGCUUACAUCCAAGUCACCCACGUCAUCCCCUAUUUCUGCAAAGACGAACUAGACAACCGUCUAAAUGAAUUCGAACAGAAUCAUGAUGUGGAUACGUUUAUGUAUGAAACACCAUUCACAAAAACCGGUGGUGCCCGUGGUAAUGUUGAAGACCAAUGGAAGAGGAAAACCAUCGUCACAACAACAUACUCUUUCCCUUAUGUGCUCAAAAGAAUUCCAAUCAAAGAUCGUCAAAUAAUCGAACUGAGUCCCAUCGAAGUUGCCAUCGAUGAGAUGCAAACCAAAGUUUCCGAAUUGGAAGAAGUGAUUCUACCACCAGCCGAUGUGAAGAAACUCCAACUGCGUCUACAGGGAAGUGUUGCAGUUACAGUUAAUGCUGGACCAUUGGCUUAUGCUUCGGCGUUCUUGGAUCCUAAGAUAUCAGAUAAUUUCCAAAUUGAUAGAGUUGAAGAUUUGAAAGAUGUUUUUAGGGACUUCAUAAGCGUUUGCAACACGGCCCUCCAAUUGAACGCUCGCAUGAUUUGUAGUGACCAAAUCGAAUAUCAUUCCGCCUUGAAGGACAACUAUCAGAAACUAUGCAGUGCAUUAAGUGAGCUACUCGAUGAGCCUUUUACUCCGCUGGACGAGAGUUGUAAUAGCACGCAGCAUCGCAACAGCAUGGCUUUAUUCAAUGCAAUCAGUGGCGCUGCAAAUAACUCAAGUACUGCUUAAAAACAAUAAUCAAACAAACAAAAAACUAAUUGCUAUCAAGAAACAAAAGGGAUAGAGAAAAAGAGUAGAUUAACCAAGAGAAAUUAAUAUGAAAACACAUAAUUCACAAUCAAAUGCACAACCAACGCCCUAACAACAACUAACCCCCCCAUUCCUUGUAUUGUUAUUGUCCCACCAUUCCCCAUUCCCUACAAACCUUUUAUUGUUUUACCUGUUUUGAAAUGUAAAUCUGGAAUGUUAUAGAAAAUUAUAUAACAAAAAGAAAAUAAUUGUAUUGUUUGUGUUGCAUGAUUGAUAAAUGUUUUGUUUUUAUAGGUUUUGGGUAUUACAGCGUUUCUUAAAAACAUAGUGCGUGCCACAGGUGCACCACCUUCAACACAACCCUGCCAGUUCCAUUAAAAAAGUAAUUAAAGAAUAAUAAAACUAAGUCAACGCACAAAAUAAAUUUUUAAACAAAGUAAAUGUUCAUCCCGAAAAAUCUUAAUCCUUCAACAAACAAAUAUCGUAAAUGUGUUAAUUUAUAUCGUAGAUUAAAUUAAAUUUAUUAGAAUUAUGGAUUGGGAGCAAAACAAGAAAGUAACCAGCAUAGAAAAAUAGAAAUUUUAUAAAUAACGAUUUUGGUUUAUGUCUAUGACCGUUUAUUGUCUUUUAACAUUUAUUUGUGUUGAUAAAUAUUUCUUUCCUUUUAUGUGUACUUUUCUAAUAAAACUGGUCAAACCUAAUUUGUUUAUAAUCAAUUAAAUAAUAUAUCAUAUUUAAUAUUUAUGUACUAUGUAGAUAACGUAGAAAUUUUUGAUAUGAACGAAAAUAUAAAAUAGAAACUUAAAAGUAAAAAGAAAAACGAAUGUUUUAAACAUCAAGUUAGUAAGUAGCUCUGAUGAUGAUUAUGAUACAAAUGAUGAUAGUUUUUUUCUGUCUCAAUUUUGUAAUAUUUUAAAUAUUUUGUUAAAUUGCUAUGUAUAAAUGCACAAUGCAUGACAAGUGUGUUUAUUUAUAUAUACAUAUAUAUUAUCCUAUCUGUGGUCCAUUUGAUACAAAACAAAACAAAAACUUUAUGAAUUGUAUGUAUUUUUGUUGCUUCCUAUAAAUAAUAUUAUUUAAAUAAAAUGUCUACUCUUAUAACCUUUACCUAGUCAUUUAAGAGAAUACACUUUAAAAAUGUAUUUACAUAUAUGUAUAUUUCUAUUUACGUUUAUUUUGUUAUAUAUAUUUACUUUAUUUUUCUCGAAUGUAAUUUUUUAUUUUUUAAGGCUAUGAUUAGGUGUAUUUUUAUUUCUCAAAGAAAUUUCUUAAUAAGUUUUUUCUUUCUUUUUAAUAUACUUUUUAUAAAAAGUAAUAUUAUCAAUAUACGUACAAAUAAAAAUUAAAAUAUAAAUAUAAAUGUUGCUUAACAUAUUAAAUAUACAUAAUGAAAUUAAUAAUUUCAGAAAACAAACAAAAAUAUUUAAAAUAUCAAAUUAGUGUCUUUUAAAAGCUAUUAAUGUUGUUUCUUUUUCUAUUUCUUUCAAAAUCAAAAUAAAAUAAAAUUAUAAUGAACUUAUUUGAAUAAUAUAUUAUACGAAUAUAGUUAAAAUAAUGUUUAAAACAAGGUAACGAUCGAAAUAUAAAUAUUAUAUAGAUGUGGAACAAUAAAAUAAAAAAAAUGACAGCGGAAAUCAACUUUAUAUACGGAUUUAUUAGAUGAUGAUAAUAAUAAAUGUUUUUUUAAAAAUAAAAUAAAAAAUACAAA
Messenger RNA from Eupeodes corollae, 9046 nucleotides. It is a transcript of the gene Ziz, whose product is annotated as dedicator of cytokinesis protein 9. Gene Ontology annotation, molecular function: guanyl-nucleotide exchange factor activity. Gene Ontology annotation, biological process: small GTPase-mediated signal transduction; positive regulation of GTPase activity. The transcript is spliced from 13 exons. Lineage: Eukaryota; Metazoa; Arthropoda; Insecta; Diptera; Syrphidae. The coding region runs from base 691 to 7317 and encodes 2208 amino acids. The record is from RefSeq and is a predicted model, not a curated record.